Messenger RNA from Caretta caretta (loggerhead turtle), 1877 nucleotides. RefSeq names its product solute carrier family 66 member 1 (gene SLC66A1). The record is from RefSeq and is a predicted model, not a curated record. Gene Ontology annotation, molecular function: L-lysine transmembrane transporter activity. Lineage: Eukaryota; Metazoa; Chordata; Testudines; Cheloniidae. Gene Ontology annotation, cellular component: lysosomal membrane.
CAUGACCGCGCCUGACAAAGAGCCCGGGACGGGCGGCCGCGGGCUACGGCGUCUCUCGCUCCGCCCGCCCAACCCCGCCGGGGAAGCCGCCGAGAAGCCCGGAGCCGGAGCCGGAGCGGUUACUUUUUCCUGUCACUGUGAGGUGCUUGUGGUUUGGGAGCUUAUUGGGCAGUUCUGAAUCAUCAGACAUGAUGCUGUUGAAGUUUCAGGUUCAGUGUCUGGCUCUGGAUAAAGAUAUCCCUCCUGCUGUCUGACCACUGCAGCCUCCUUCCUCAAGGGCAGGCUGGCCCCUUGCUAACGGUGCUAUGGACUCACAGCUUUGGCAAGGUUCCUUAGGAGGGAAUUUCUCAGACUGUCCCAAUGGCUCCCAAUGGGUGUGGGAUGUGUUCAGUGAGUGUGCCCAGGAUAUCCGGGACUUCGCCAGUAUUGUGUUGGGUCUGGUUUCCAUCUUCUGCUUUGCAGCGGCUUCCUUCCCACAAUAUUACCAGGCCUGUAAAACAGGUAAUAUGGACCAGGCUCUCUCCAUAUACUUCCUGCUGGGAUGGCUAGGAGGAGAUUCCUUAAAUCUAAUAGGCUCUUUCCUGGCCAAUCAGUUGCCACUACAGGUUUACACUGCCAUUUACUACGUGCUGGCAGACUUGGUCAUGUUGUCUCUCUACCUCUACUACAAAGUCAAGAACCAGAGCAGAGGCUUCUCUGCUCCCAUUAAUGCAGCCUUUGCCUUCGUUUUUUUGGGAACGGUGUCAGCCACAUCCUUGCUGGGCAGAGCUGGCUCCACAGUUGAAACGGUGACAUUUAAAGGGAGGACUCUUCUGUCUGCCGCAGUGGAUGUGGCUGGAUGCGAGCCUUUCACCAAGAAGGAAAUCAUUGGCUUCACUGUUGGCUCGAUCGCCUCCUUGUUAUAUCUCUUCUCCCGAGUGCCCCAGAUCUACACUAAUUUCAAGAGGAAAUCUACCAAAGGUGUCUCAUACUGUCUUUUUGCUUUGGUGAUGCUGGGGAACUUGCUGUAUGGAAUAAGUGUGCUUCUGAAGAACCCAGACCGAGGGCAAGACGAAGGCAACUACAUCAUUCAUCACCUCCCCUGGCUGAUUGGCAGCCUGGGGGUCCUGUCUCUUGAUGUGAUUAUCUCCUUCCAAUUCCUUGCCUAUCGGAAGGGAAGACCUCGCAUUUCUGAGAGAGAGGCCCUGCUUGGCAAGCAAGAUGAACCCCUUGACAGCUGACAAAGGAACUGUCCCCAAGCAAGAAUGGAUACUGGUGAGAACUCUGGCUUCAAACUAAGCCAUAGCGAGUUGCCAUCAGGUUCCUAGACCUGUUUUUGGGUGACUCCUGUUAACAGAAGAUGUCAGCCAGUGUGCGGUAUGAUGCUUCCUGCAGAAAGUGCUUGGCCAUCUGUCAGAGGACUUUCCUGGUAGAUCUCACCUGCUUGUAGUGAUGACUCAAAAGGGAUUAAAUAUUGUGACAUUUCUGUACCUGGAUCAUAGUCACUUUUAAAAACUAGCUGAAUUUGAUUCCACUUUCCUCCCUCCCUUCCAGAAGGCUGCCCUGAGCCAGCUCUGCAUCAGACAUUACUAGCAAGAAUGAAAAAUCUCUAGGGGAUGGAGGAAAGAUGAGGCUGUCUACCUUCCUGUUUUAAGCAAAUGAACACAGAUGCUGAGAGUGGCUGCCAUUUAACUUCACCUUUAAGGGUUUAUGCACAGUGGCUCAGUGGCUCCCUUUGCCUAUCUGAAUAAUGUUGCACAUUCUUCUUCUGGCAGUUAAGGCAGGGAGUGAGGCCAGUGAUGGGGUUGGAGAGAGGAGUUUUAAUACGUGUGCGUGUAAUUUUAUUGAAAUAUUUUGGCAGCCAACUUUCUAGAAAAAUAAAUCUUUGUCUAACAUGC